Molecule: messenger RNA, 2769 nt
Organism: Lepus europaeus (European hare)
Lineage: Eukaryota; Metazoa; Chordata; Mammalia; Lagomorpha; Leporidae
Gene: RNF26
Product: ring finger protein 26
Exons: 1
Coding region: 645-1940 (431 amino acids)
Biological process (GO): protein ubiquitination; ubiquitin-dependent protein catabolic process
Molecular function (GO): ubiquitin protein ligase activity
Source: RefSeq, a predicted model, not a curated record
GGCGUCCCUCCGGCUGGCCCUCCCCGAUUGGCCGGAGUUCGUCGUGCCCCUCUCCUUGUCACGCCUUUUGCCCCACCCCUUCGGACACAAGAUGGCGGCGCCCAGCGGAGUAGAGGCUGCGUUUGGGGUUUGCUGAGACUGACUCCCUCUCCCCCUUCCCCUUUGGGCGCAAAGCGCCGCGAACGGGAGGACAGGGGCCGGGCGGGGACAGGGGCAUCUGCGUAGCUGGACCUGCGCCCAGCCUGCGCCGCCCCCACCCGGCCCCGGCCCCGGCCCGGCCUGGCCCGAUCCCAUCCCAUCCGUUCCCGGUCUCCUCCGCUGACCCACUGCCCGGCCGUGGGACGCCACACUAGGCCUGCAAGGCUGGGGUGUCUCCUCCAGCCCGGCUCGCCUUCCCUUUAGAGAUGCGUGGUCUCUUCCCUCCCAGCCAGCCCGCCUUCGUAACCGGGCGUCUUGGCCCGGCCCCUGGCCCCUCUUCCCUAUACUGAGACUGCGCUUAGUGCAGCCCACAUCUUCGUCAGAUUCUGGGUGCCCCCUGGGUCAGAGCCGCUCACCUUCCUUCCAGAUCCCUGAGCCUCCAGCAAUAUUAACAGCCUUGGCAGCGCCGUGCACCGAGGAGACAGACUAACUUCCGGAGCCCUAUCAUGGAGGCCGUGUACCUGGUGGUGAAUGGUGUGGGCCUGGUACUGGACGUGCUGACCUUGGUGUUGGAUCUCAACUUCCUGCUGGUGUCCUCCCUCCUGGCUACCCUGGCCUGGCUCCUGGCCUUCAUCUACAACCUGCCGCACACGGUACUGACCAGCCUUCUGCACUUGGGCCGUGGAGUCCUGCUUUCGCUGCUGGCUGUGGUCGAAGCCUUGGUCCGGCUCACCGUUGGGGGCUUGCAGGCGUUGUGUACUCUGCUCUACAGCUGCUGUUCUGGCCUGGAGAGCCUGAAGCUCUUGGGACACCUGGCCUCGCACGGGGCACUGCGGAGCCGGGAGUUACUGCACCGGGGCGUGCUCAGCGUGCUCUCCAAUGGCCAUGCGCUGCUGCGCCAGGCCUGUGACAUCUGUGCCAUUGCUAUGAGCCUGGUGGCCUAUGUGAUCAACAGUCUGGUCAACAUUUGCCUCAUUGGCACUCAGAACCUCUUCUCCCUGGUGCUGGCCCUGUGGGACGCGGUGAUGGGCCCUCUGUGGAGGGUGACGGACGUGGUGGCCGCCUUCCUAGCCCACAUUUCCAGCAGUGCCGUGGCCAUGGCCAUCCUCCUGUGGACCCCCUGUCAACUAGCGCUGGAGCUGCUGGCCUCAUCUGCCCGCCUCCUGGCCAGUUUCGUGUUUGUCAAUCUCACUGGUCUGGCGGUGCUGGCCUGCGUGCUGGCAGUGACAGUGACCGUGUUGCACCCAGAUCUCACCCUCAGGCUGGCCACCCGGGCUCUCAGCCAGCUCCAGGCCCGCCCAUCCUACCACCGGCUCCGGGAGGACGUCGUGCGGGUGUCUCGCCUGGCCCUGGGCUUGGAGGCCUGGCGCCGAGUCUGGAGUCGCAGCCUGCAGCUGGCAAGCUGGCCAAACCGGGCAGGGGCCCCUGGAGCCCCCCAGGGGGGCCCUCGAAGGGUGUCAGCCCGGCCCCGGGCGCAGGAUCCUCCCCCUGAAGCAGGGUUCAGAUCAGAGGCCGAAGAGGAAGCCAGGAGCCUCCGAGCCGCACCUGCCUGGGGCCGGGAGAGGCUCAACGAGGAGGAGCCUGCAGCCGGCCAAGACCCUUGGAAGCUGCUGAAGGAGCAAGAGGAGCGGAAGAAGUGUGUCAUCUGCCAGGACCAAAGCAAGACGGUGCUGCUCCUGCCCUGCCGGCACCUGUGCCUGUGCCAGGCCUGCACCGAGAUACUGAUGCGCCACCCCGUCUAUCACCGCAACUGCCCGCUGUGCCGCCGGGGCAUCCUGCAGACCCUCAAUGUCUACCUCUGAACACCCCCGCCCUGCUGCCCACCCCUCCGUGCUCCACGCAGGUGCCUGCGCUGGGCCAGCAUUCGCACCCCUUCUCCAGAUCCUGGCCUGAAUCCCCGCCAAGCCAUACACCUUGGACAUCGAGAUGGGACUCUCUGGGUGGGGGAGGGCCCCGGAGCUGCUUCCCCGGUGGGUGCCCUGGAUGCCGAGGGUGGUGAGUGUGUCACUAUGCAAGGGCCCUGGGGCUGCUGAGCCCACAGCCCGUUCAGGGCCCAGCCUCUGGGGCUGCCCCUCUCCGCUUCUGGUGUUCCGUUGGGGUUGUGUAGGUCCUUUCCCUGUUUCCUUCCCACUCUGCCCCCAGCUUCUGCGGCCACAGCACAUCAGUGUCGUGUGGGUGUUUUGGCAACUCAGGGGUCUUGGAAUGGGCCUGAACCUGUGUGCAGCCAGAACCCCUGUGCCCGGGUAAGGCUUGAGGGGAGCACCUCUCAGGUGCCCCUAGGGCCACUUCUGCCUGCCGUGAUCUUGCAAGGCACCUUCCCAACCCGAUCUGAAAGCUGGGAUCAGUUAACCCCGGGGGGGUGGGUGCCUGUGUGUGCACCUGCACCUGGCUUUGGGACCACGCCAGCUUCACGGGGAGCCCCGGGAGGGCUGACCCGGUUUCUCCUCGUUCCCGUCUCCCCACGUCACGACGAAGGAUGGCAUUUCUCUUCUGUCUGAUCCUCCCCGGUGCUGGGGAAGGCAGACUGCACAUUUCACUAGGGUCCAAACACAGAGACAGCCGUCUUCAGAAGCAGCUCCCCGAGGGGUCCUGCCGGCCCAGUUUCCAAUAAAUAAAUUUCUGUUGACAGUU